AUGCGUCUCAAAGCUUCUACAGCCAUCACAUCGGCUGUCGCACCAGAGAUCACGGGUCUCCAGAAAGAAACCGCCGUCGCAGACAGCAAGGAUCUAGGCCAAACCACCGUUCCACAGGAUGAAUCAGACCGCGAGAAAAAUGCAGUGCCAGUCAAUGACCAUAACCAGGAAGGUGUCGAGAGAAUAGAGGCCAUUACGUCCACAUGGAGUUGGCAGGCUCUGGCUACUGUCCUUUGCUUCAUCUACAUCUUUACGUUCAUGCAGGCGCUGUUUAGCUCUGCUACCGGCCAGUUAGCCGCUUAUGUCACGUCGAGCUUCCAUGAUCAUUCCCUCAUAUCUACGGUCUCUGUUCUAUCCAGCGUCAUCGGCGGUGUCGCCAAGUUCCCAAUCGCCAAGAUUCUUGAUGUGCGCGGCCGCAUUGAAGGAUUCAUCUUGAUGACUGUCUUCUGUACCCUUGGGCUACUCCUCACCGCUUCUUGUACAAAUGUCGAAACAUACGCCGCUGGUCAGGUUUUCUACGCCAUCGGCUCCGGCGGCAUGAGCCAAUGUAUCACAAUCUUCCUGGCGGACAUUACUCAACUGAAGAACCGUAUGAUCGCUUACGGCUUGAAUUCGACUCCGUACAUUGCUACGACCUUUGCCGGCCCUGCCCUAGCUUCUAGGUAUUUGGGUGGUGCUGGUUGGCGUUGGGCAUAUGGCUCUUUUGCCAUUAUCACCCCGGUUGUUGCAUUGCCAAUUAUCACGAUCUUCCUUUGGUUUCAGAUGCAAGCAAAGAAGACUGGUGCGCUUCCCGUUCGUGCCACUAGUGGUCGCACCUGGUGGCAGUCCCUUGCCUAUUACUGGGUACAAUUCGAUGGUGUUGGCCUUUUCCUCGUCACUGCCGGCUUCUGUAUUCUACUCGUCCCCUUCACACUGGCGUCUACUGCUACACAUAGAUGGAACACUGGCUGGAUUAUCGCCAUGAUCGUUGUCGGCUGUAUUGUCCUUGUCGCAUUCGUGAUUUGGGAAAAGUACUUUGCCACGGCCGUUAUGGUUCCUUGGCGCUUCCUGAAGGACCGUACUGUGCUAGGCUCUUGUAUCUUCGCCUUCUUCCUCUAUCUGACCUUUUACUGCUGGGAUCUUUACUACUCAUCUUACCUUCAGGUUGUUCACAACCUGAGCGUCUCGAAGGCUGGGUAUGUUGUCAACAUCUACAGCAUCAUCUCCUGCUUCUGGGGUCCUAUUGCCGGGCUCUUUAUCCGUUGGACUGGGCGGUUCAAGUGGCUCGCCAUCGCUGCCGUUCCCGUCUCUUGCCUUGGUACUGCCCUGAUGAUCUACUUCCGUCAUCCCGGCGCAUACAUCGGCUACAUUUGCAUGUGCCAAGUUCUUAUCUCGGUCUCGGGCGGCACACUCGUAAUGUGCGAGCAGAUUGCCAUUAUGGCGCCUGUGACGCACAACGAAGUCGCCAUGGUCCUUGCCCUUGAGGGUGUUUUCGCCGCGAUCGGUGGCUCCGUCGGCCAGUCCAUCUCCGGCGCCAUGUGGUCCAACUAUAUGCCCCAGAAACUCGUCGAGUUCCUGCCCGCCAGCGAGAAGGCCAAUGCAAUGACGAUCUACGGCUCGUUGCCAGAGCAGCUGUCGUACCCUUGGGGUAGCGAGGCUCGCAACGCAAUCAUUGACGCUUACGGCUUCACGCAGCGCCGCAUGCUCAUCGUCGCGGCAGCGCUGUAUCCGAUCACUUUCUUUGCCGUGUUCAUGUGGCGGAACAUCAACCUCAACAAGAUUCAGCAGACUCGUGGUACCGUGUUUUAGUUUCUUUUCUGUUUUUUUUUUUUUUUUUUUUUUUUUUUUUUUUUUUUUUUUUUUUUUUUUUUUUUUUUUUUUUUUUUUUUUUUUUGAAAUUUGUAGACGAAAUUCAGUGGUUGUUAGUAGUUUGUUGCUACUUUUAACCGAUCGUUACGAUCGUUACGAUGCAAAGUAAAAGUUUGAGUUAAGACCAAAUCUUAGUUGUUUCCAUGCUAAAGCGGUAAUCUAAAUCUUAUGUCUACAGAUAGUAGCCUAGCUGGUAUUUAUU
Aplosporella prunicola CBS 121167 is the source of this 2050-nucleotide messenger RNA. RefSeq lists its product as uncharacterized. The transcript has 6 exons. Bases 1 to 1788 code for a protein of 595 amino acids. Lineage: Eukaryota; Fungi; Ascomycota; Dothideomycetes; Botryosphaeriales; Aplosporellaceae. Gene Ontology annotation, molecular function: transmembrane transporter activity. The record is from RefSeq and is a predicted model, not a curated record. Gene Ontology annotation, biological process: transmembrane transport.